Molecule: messenger RNA, 9616 nt
Organism: Drosophila nasuta
Lineage: Eukaryota; Metazoa; Arthropoda; Insecta; Diptera; Drosophilidae
Gene: tea
Product: telomere ends associated
Exons: 15
Coding region: 87-9428 (3113 amino acids)
Source: RefSeq, a predicted model, not a curated record
CACUCUGAAUGAAUCUGGCGUCCAAUGUUGUUAAUAUCCCGCGUUUGCAAUUUAAAUGACUCUUAUUUAUUAAAAGUUGACAUUAAAUGUCGACAGUAAAGCGGAAAAAGAAGACGAAUGGUGAUACGCGACAGUCGGAGCAGUUGCGCAACUGGUUGAAUAAGUCAAAAAAACACAAAAUGGUGUUUUCACAACUGGUGGAGAAUCUGCCGGACAUUGCCUUUCAGAUCCAGGUGGAAGGGUCUGCCAAACCAAACGGCACUUUGGAUGAAUGUGCAGAAUGGUUUUACAAUGAAUUCUACAAAAAUUCAGCCAUACGAGAAAAGUACGAAAUCAAAGUAAGAUCCUGUCCACUGGCUAUCAAAAAUAAGUUGUUGCAAUUGCCCAUAGCAGAGGAAGCUACAACAACUGCAACUGGAACUGCAACUGAAAUUGGCGUUGAUGUCGCAAUUAAAAACAGCGGUCGUUUCCAGUUUCCCGUUUCAUUUGCAACGUUUAAGCAAUACAUUAAUAAGCAACGUCUUAUUAAUGAUCUCCUGCGGAAGAAAACAGAUCAAGAGCGCCAAUUGGUGCUGGGCGACUCCAAGAAAUUGGGGGAUUUAUUGCGCAAAGGUUACAACGUGUUUUAUAUGUUUCCGCAUCGUCGUCGCUUGAACAAAUACGAAUUCAAGGAAGCGUCACCAGAGAUACUACAGCUGCUGCUAAAGCCUGGAGUGCCGCUCGACGAGGCAGCCGCCAAGACAGUAAGUGAAUCACCAAGUUCCAAAAGUCGAAAGAAUAAAGCAAGAGCUAUUCAGCUUCAGGAGAGCCUUACCUCCAUAGUGUCCUUCGAUGUUUUUGAAAAGUUCAUCAAGAACAUCUAUGAAAUUGUUUGGCAACUAAAGCUAAACGACUUGAAGGAUGAAGGCUUCGAUAAUUGCGCUAAGGCUUAUUACAUAGCCUUCUAUUUAACGCCGGAAAUUCGGGAGAGAAUCCAGUACGAGUUUGUGCCUUGCACCUCAUCAAUGAGAAAUCGUCUGCUGGCGUUGCCCAGCGAGGCAGAUAGGGCGAUUCUUCUCGAGAUGCAGAAGAUAUCUCUCGAGAUAGCAACAAGUCAAGAACUGGAGCUAAAUGUGAUCAGUCCACCCGUCGAGCAAUUGCAAGUUGUUGAUACACCCGAAGUCUCUUAUGAAGUACAGGUGACGUAUAAUAAGGAUGCCGCUGAAUCCAAUGCAAUUCCAAAAGAUGCUUAUCCUGUGACAUUUAAGUUAUUUAAGCGCUACAUUAAGAAUCUUGACGGGAUUGUGAGCGAAAUGUUAAGCAGCGAUGAGUACAAAGGCAAAACAAAAGAUGAGUGCGCCUUGGAGUAUUUUAAGGCCUUCUAUACAACUUCCCAGAUACGUACGAAGUUCAAGCCAGAACUCAAGGCUUGUCCGUCAAAGAUUCGAGCGAAAUUACUUGCGUUGCCAGCCGAAGAAGAAGUAAUUGUUGAUGUUGUGGAUAUUGACAACGAUGUACCGAAUGAGGGAAACCCGCCAAAAGUAUUAACUGUUGCUCAGGAUAAGGAUAACGUCGUCGAUUUGCCCAGCGAGGGAAAUCUAGUUAAGAUUAAAGGCAUAAAUUAUACAUACCCGGUUGAUAUCAAAACAUUUCUGAGAUAUAUCAACUACGAUGAACUCAAGAAACAACUGGUCGAUGCUCAUGCAAAAACCAAAAAAAUUGGCGAUGAGGCGAAUGAAAAACAAUUGUUUAAACGUUUUUACUAUUCCUUUUAUCUUGAUAAGAGCUUGCGGAAACAAUUUAACUAUAAUUUCAACGCAGCGCCAGCUCAUCAACGAAGUAAAUUUACCGAAAUGGCAGUUGCAAUAACGGAAAAACAUGGGGAAGAAUUGCCGCAACAAGUAGCAAACACUGAACCCUUCUAUACGACUUCCCAGAUACGUAAUAAGUUCAAACCAGAACUCGAGGCUUGUCCGUCAAAAAUUUCAGCGAAAUUACUUGCGUUACCAGCCGAAGAAGAAGUAAUUAUUGAUAUUGUGGAUAUUGACAACGAUGUACCGAAUGAGGGAAACCCGUCAAAAGUAUUGAGUGUUGCUAAGGAUAAGGAUAACGUCGUUGAUUUGCCCAGCGAGGGAAAUCUAGUUAAGAUUAAAGGCAUAAAUUAUACAUACCCGGUUGAUAUCAAAACAUUUCUGAGAUAUGUCAACUACGAUGAACUCAAGAAACAGCUGGUCGAAGCUCAUGCAAAAACAAAGAAAAUUGGCGACGAGACGAAUGAAAAACAAUUGUUUAAACGUUUUUACUAUUCCUUUUAUCUUGAUAAGAGCUUACGAAAACAAUUUAACUACAAUUUCAACGCAGCGCCAGCUCAUCAACGAAGUAAAUUUACCGAAAUGGCAGUUGCAAUACCGGAAAAACGCGGAGAAUUGCCGCAACAAGUAGCGAACACUGAACCCAGUACCUCCACUCAUAUCAGUGCACAGGAACAACCGAUCCUUGAGCCCAGUAAUUGCAAAUCGAAUGAAAUUACGUGCAGUGAUUGUGAACUUGAUGUAAUCGUGGACAUUGGAAAAUCGGGACGCUUUAUAUUUCCUGUGUCUUUUGAGACAUUCAAGCGUUGCAUUAACUACGAUGAGCUGCUGCAUCCAUUGCUCUUGCAUGUCACUCAACAAUGCAAUGAAGAAGCACGUAUGAUUGCAAAAUCGGAUCCGAUGCGAUGUCGUAAUGUCUUUACACGAUAUUAUCGUUCGUUUUAUGUGCGACCAAUUGUUCGCAAGCAGUAUGCCUAUCGAUUUGAGUCUGUUAGUGCAUCAUUAAAGUCCCAAUUGAUGCAGUAUGCAGUACCUCUUAACGCAAGAGCCAGGAAGGAGAUGAAUAUAGCUGCAACAACUGGCGCACCGAAGGCGUGUGCGGCCGUAAUUGAAGAGGGAACAACGGAGACAGAGGUAGAUAUGGAGAUAGACGAAAUUGUGGAAAUCACUGAAAUAAAUGAGCCAAACGUAGCUUCAUUUGGGAAUGGAAUCGCAAUUGGAAGAAAAACGAAUUCCGUGGUGGCUCCAAGUGAGGCUUCUAAUGCGUCCGGGAAAAUUGCAAAUACGCAAAUUACGGAAGAAGUGAUCAUUUUAAACUCUGAGGAAACCGAUGUGUCCCUCCAAAGAACACCCUUAAUGGUAGAGGCUUCAACAACUGUAGAAAAGACCUCCAAUGCAUCCGGCAUUCUUAGAAAUAAAGCAAUGAUCGACGCAGAGAAUACCCAUACUUUCGCCAUUGGCGAAAAGGCUGCAUCACCUAGAAUGACAGUUGCAAUAACGGAAAAACGCGAAGAAGAAUUGCCGCAACAAGUAGCAAACACUGAACCCAGUACCUCCACUCAGAUCUGUGAACAGAAACAACCGAUCCUUGAGUGCAGUGAUUGUGAACUUUAUGUAAUGGAGGAAAUUACAAAUUUGGGACGCUUUAUAUUUCCUGUGUCUUUUGAGACAUUCAAGCGUUGCAUUAACUACGAUGAACUUCUGCAUCCAUUGCUCUUGCAUGUCACUCAACAACGCCAUGAAGAAGCACGAUUUAUUGCAGAAACGGACCCAAAGCGAUGUCAUAAUGUCUUUAAACAAUUUUAUCGUUCGUUUUAUGUGCGACCAAUUGUUCGCAGACAGUAUGCUUAUCGGUUUGAGUCUGUUAGUGCAGAAUUAGAGUCCAAAUUGAUGAAGUAUCCAGUACCUCUCGACGAAACUGCUAGGAUUACGAUGAAUAUGGCUACAGUUAAAGAUGUGGCAACAACUGAUGCAGCGAGUGCAGCCGUAGUUGAAGAGAUUACUCCGGACGAAGUGAUAAUUUUAAGCUCUGAGGAUACCGAUGUAAGUUUCCAAAACACACCCUUAAUGGUGGAGACUUCAGCAACUGUAGAAAAGACCUCCAAUGCAUCCGGAAUUCUUACAAAUAAACCAAUGAUCGGCUCUGAGAAUACCCAUACUUUCGCAGUUGGUGAAAAGGCAGCAUCAACUAGCUCUGAAAAGGCGAAUGAUGACUUUAUUGCGGAAAACACGUCUGAACUUAACACAAAGAAGAUGCACACAUCGUCAAUUCCCGGUUGUGAAGUAGAAAAAGUUAAAAAUACGCCAAUAACUGGAACAGACAAAUCGGAUAUGGUCAAAGUUACAGCAAUAGCUGGUGUAGAGAUUACCCACGAGUCUGCAAUUGUUGAAAAUACAGCAACUGGAGUAGUAACAACUAUCAAAGAGAAUAUGGCAUUAAGUGGCAUAGAGAAGAAAAAGCCACAUCAAGAGUAUGAAGGCAGUCCAUCAACGACUCUGCCAGUUUCAUUCAAACUAUUUAAAAAAUAUAUACAAAAUCUGGAUGCAAUUGUUCAGCAAAUGUUGAAAUGCGAUGAUCACGCUGACAAGUCAGAGGAUGAGUGUGCUUUCCAAUAUUUUACAGCGUUCUAUUUGGAGCCAGCUGUACGUGAAAAGUAUGAGUUCCAGAUCAAACCUUGCCCAGCAAAACUGCGCGAAAAAAUACUUUCAAUACCUGUAAUUGAGCACGAGUCGGAGCAUGGAGCUGAGCUGCAACUUGGAGUAGAAGCUGAGCCAGAAAGAAAUGAAAGCCCGGCGGAACUGCUGAACAUCAACUGUAAUUCGCAGCAAAGCAAUGACAGCGAACCGCUUGUUGUAAGCCAAAGGAUUAUAAUAACGCUGAAAAAUAUGGUCUAUGAAUUUCCAGUUGCGCUGCAAACAUUCAAACAAUUUAUCAACUAUGAAUCAUUAAAACUGGAGCUGGUCAAAACCUACAUCAAAGACAAGCCCAAAAGCAAUGUGGAAUCGAUUUUAAAUGACGAGCGAAUUAAUUCAUCAUUGUUUCGCCGCUUUUAUCACUCGUUCUACAUUGAUCCUCGAGUGCGAAAAUUUUUUAAGUAUAAUUUUAACGCUGCUCCAGUUGAGUUCAGACCGAAACUGCUCGAAUAUGCUGUGCCACUUGUUAGGGCAACAAGGCCUAUUACGACCGAGAAGGUCGCAACGGUUGAAGUUGCGCAAAAGGAAAGUGAGUUGCAGUUAGCUGUAAACUCCACACAGGACUUCAAUGACAGUUCAGAAAACAAUGCGGCAUUCGCGCAAGUCUCAGCGCAAGAGCAAAGAUGUCUUAGUGUUGACUUAGAAACAAUUGCAAAAAGAAAAGAUACUGAAGUUCCUACUAGUCAAGGCGCUGCCCAGUCACUUAAUAUGGACUCAAUGCCAGCAAAGCGAGCGUGUAUUGUGCCCCAACUUAAUGUUUCAGCUGUUUGUUCUACUGGCAUUUCGCCGCCGUCGACACAGUGCUCUAUAAUGAGCACGCCGGAGACAAGUGAGCAGAGUGCUAGUUCAGCUGCUGUUGCCUCGUCACUGGAGAAAGACUCACCGUUGUGCAGUCUGGAAUCAAUGGCACCUUUGGUACAAAGCAGUAGCUCUGAUAAGAGUAAAACAAGUGAUGCUGAAGCUAGUGAGGUCUUGCAGCAGCAGCUAGAGUCCCACUUGCAGUCUCCGGAUGCGUUGUCAGCGACGUCCGAGAUUGAAGAUCAAAGCAGUAAUGAAUCAACAGUGAUUUACAAUGAUAAAGCUGACAGAUCCAUUGCGGAUCAUACUUAUAACAGAUCUUGGUCUUCCGAAUGCGAAAGUUUAGAAGAUAUAUAUGCAGAUAGAUCGGAUGAAUUAGAGAUAUUGGAAAAGCUGAAUGUAAUCGAAUAUAUACCACAUAACUUGACAUACUAUAUAGCACAUCAGACGAUGAACCUGAGAACUCGUGCAUUGUUGGAGAAAGAUUUUAUAAUUGAUAGAAGACCAAAGCAAAAAGCAGAGGAAUUAGCAGCCAAUGCGAAACGAAGUGCUACAAACCCACAAACUAUUGCCAAAAGUUAUACUACUGGCAACAAGACUAUUCCCAUGGUUGAAAUAUUUCCUAGCUCUAUAUCAAACACAAAGACUUUUUUGGCAACAACAGCAGUUGCAGCGCCCUUAAAAUCGGCAUCAGUUCCAGCCACAGUGACACUAAGAAAAGCUAAUAAGCAAACAAUUGCAAACAUCAAAGCUGAAGCUGAAGAUUCUACUGAAAUUGCAGAGGCUGCAGAUAACAAUGAAUCUAAUCUCGUUGAUGUUAAGGAAGACAUCGUUGAUAUUAAGGAAGACAUCGAUGAUGUCGAUUGCUCUACAGCAAAUGUGGCUAAUCAACAUCAGAACACAAUUUCGGCGCCAGAGAUACUAGAAAAAGUAGGAACGAAAAAAUUUGCAGGUAGAAGAACCGAAAAAGUUACAAGAAAAGUGUCGCGCUCCAUUGCAACUGUGGUUGACAAUUCAACAGAGAUAACUAAAGGACCGAGGACGAAUGCAGGUGAAAGUAAUAAAGAUAAAGUAUCUGGCAUAGUUACAGCAACAAAUGUUAAGAUAGGCUCAACAGUAGUCGCCACAAAUGAAACAAGCUCGAGAGAAUCAACUACAACAACAGCAACAGCAGGAACUAGCGAAGUAGUCGUCAAAAAUGAAUCAAGUUCGAAUAGUGUCCCAGAAACACUUCCUAGCACAACAGCAAUAACUAAGGAAGUAGUCGUCGCGAGUGAAUCAAGUUCGAAAAGUGUCACAGAAACAAUUCCUAGCUCAACAGCAGCAACUAGCAAAAUAGUCGCCGGGAAUGAAUCGAGUUCAAAGAAUGUCACAGAAACACUGCCUAGUUCCACAGUAGCCACAAAAACAAUUCCUAGUUCAACAGCAGCAAUAAGUGAAGUAGUCGACACGAAUGAAUCCAGUUCAAAGAGUGUCACAGAAACAAUUCCUAGCUCGACAGCAGCCACAAGCGAAGUAGUCGCUUCGAAUGAAUCGAGCUCGAAGAGUGUCCCAAAAACAAUUCCUGGUUCAACAGCAACAAUAAGUGAAGUAGUCGUCAAAAAUGAAUCAAGUUCGAAUAGUGUCCCAGAAACACUUCCUAGCACAACAGCAAUAACUAAGGAAGUAGUCGACACGAAUGAAUCAAGUUCGAAAAGUGUCACAGAAGCAAUUCCUAGCUCAACAGCAGCAACUAGCAAAAUAGUCGCCGGGAAUGAAUCGAGUUCAAAGAGUGUCACAGAAACACUGCCUAGUUCCACAGCAGCCACAAGCGAAGUAGUCGCUACGAAAGAAUCGAGCUCGAAGAGUGUCCCAAAAACAAUUUCUAGCUCAAUAGCAACAACUAGCAAAGUAGUCUCAGGGAAGGAAUUAAGUUCGAAGAUUGCCCCAGAAACAAUUCCUAGCUCGACAGCAGCCACAAGCGAAGUAGUCGCUACGAAUGAAUCGAGCUCGAAGAGUGUCCCAAAAACAAUUCCUAGUUCAACAGCAGCAAUAAGUGAAGGAGUCGCCGGGAAUGAAUCGAGUUCAAAGAGUGUCACAGAAACACUGCCUAGUUCCACAGCAGCCACAAGCGAAGUAGUCGCUACGAAAGAAUCGAGCUCGAAGAGUGUCCCAAAAACAAUUUCUAGCUCAAUAGCAACAACUAGCAAAGUAGUCUCAGGGAAGGAAUUAAGUUCGAAGAUUGCCCCAGAAACAAUUCCUAGCUCGACAGCAGCCACAAGCGAAGUAGUCGCUACGAAUGAAUCGAGCUCGAAGAGUGUCCCAAAAACAAUUCCUAGUUCAACAGCAACAUCUAGUAAAGUAGAAGUAAAUAAGGCAUCAUAUACAUCGGCAACAAAAGCAUUAGAAACGGUUUCGGAGGCAACCAAAGCAACUGCGCCUCAAGCAAUAGCAUCCACUGAUGGAGCAAGGGACACAACUAAAACGGCUUCAGCAGCUGUCGUCAGUGAAAGCAGCUCAUCGCAAUUGAAGGAAUCAAAUAGGGCAGUAGCAAAGCCGACAGAGGAGACAACAGUUGCACCAACGACAUUCAAUUUAAAUUCGAUUGAUUUCUUUGCUCCCAUUGGCAAGGAGCAUAACUUGAAGUAUUUAAUCUACACUAGCCAUGGUCUGAAGCAGACCGUUUGGUGCAUACUAUCGCAGUUGACUUGUUCAGAGUUCAAGAAGUAUACUUGUAUACAUAACGGCGAGUCCUUUUAUAAGGACGAAAGUCUAUUUUCUCGUGUCUAUUCCCAUGUGAUACACAAAGGAAAUUGGCCAAUUAACCUGUAUGUCAAGCUGCCAAUGCUGAUUGAACUAUUGCGCAGCAAAGAUGUGCAAAUUGAUGAGCUGGAUUUGGCACAUUUUUCCCCCAAGGUUCUGCAUUCGUCUGAGCUCAUGCGUUACACCAACUUUGAUGACAUUGCUGAGCGUAAUUAUCGCAAUCGUACUGGAGAUCGUGUCAACAAUCUAGUGGAUUUGUUUUCUGAGGUCGAGAACUUCUACGUAGAGUGUUGGAUGCAGGAUCAGUGGAUUCAGCAAGUACCUCGAGUCACAUCCCAGGAAUUAAAGCUAGCAAAUGCAAAGAUUGAGCCCGUUGCAUUCAACAUUCCGGAAUGCAGAAUUCCAAUUUGCUUGCUCGAGAAAGUGCCCGAAGCUGUCAUCGAAAUCGAGUCUGAGACGAUCGAGUUAUAUGAUAAUUCGCCACAGGACAUACUGCAAGAUUCAGAUUGUCCAGCAACCCAGCUGGAGCAGUCUAUUGCUGGAAACAGUCUAUUCGUGGACGUUGAAGAUGUUGACCCUGCAACACAAUUGCCGGAGACUCAAAGUGAUCCACUUAUGGAAACUUCUAUAGAGAUGCCUACAGUUCAAAUCAAACAGGAAUCUGUUAAAUUGCUCAGCAAUAUGCGCUUUACGAUCGAUAGCUCGCAGAGUCAAGAGGUUGUAUGUGAAAGCAUAUCGCCAGAGGAACAAAUUAUCAAUCUAGAUGAGGAUGACGAAAGAAUUGCAGCGGAAUUGUCGUGCUUCGCAAUUGUACCGCCCAAGGAUAGAAGUCCUCCAAUGUCGUUCCUUAAUGCUAAUCUUUCAAAAUGCGAGUUUAAUGAUCUAAUGAAGGAUGUGAGUUUAUCUCCCGAGCUGCAGUUGCAAAUCACCAAUCAAUUGAUGUCUUUGGAGACGUCACAGAUUGAAGUUGCUACUUCGCCAACAGAAGAAUCGCAAGUUCCAGUUGCAGACGUUCCGCCAGCCGCAACCGCAACCGCAGUGGCAGCUCCUGCUUCUCCAGUUCGAUCUGUAACAAUUAGAAAGCCCAGUCGAGCUUUCAAAUCUACUUUACCAUGCAAAAGACCACGUUUAAUGGCGAACAAUGUGCCACAGUUAAGGCAUGACUUUCGUCCGUUACCUUUCACUGCUGCGGUGCCCAAUCAGGCGACUGUUAAUCCCAGUGCGCAGCAAGAGUUACCCACAACCUCCUCCAGCCAGGUCCAAUCACAGUCGCAGCAGGACAGCUCUGACCCUCCCAUGACUGCAUCCCAAGAGCUGGCCACGGAUAACACUUUGAUGGCAUCAUCACAACUGCAACACUUACUGGAUGCUCCGCAUGUCAAUGUGCGACAGAGGCGACAUUGAAAAUGGGUGAUGUUGAAGAUUGUAAAUUAUAUUUAUUGUUAUUAUUAUUAUGCCCUGUUAUUUUAAAGAUGAAGUUUUUCCAGUUCUUUACAAAUAAAAUAAUUAUUUAAGUAAAUAUUUAUUAGAGAAUGAUGUGCAUAACACAUCGAAAAUAAUUGUAUAGAAAAUCGCAAAAUUCCUUUUUUUUU